Strongylus vulgaris is the source of this 282-nucleotide messenger RNA. The record is from the annotation of a GenBank genome assembly. NCBI's taxonomy places the organism in Eukaryota, Metazoa, Nematoda, Chromadorea, Rhabditida, Strongylidae.
UUCAAACAUAAUAUCUCAGGACAACCUGGACCCAAAGGACCACCUGGAGGCGAUGGACAACCUGGAAACCCUGGAAAUCCAGGACGACCGGGAGAGAGAGGUGGACCAGCUACUCCAGGAGAGCGUGGUAUUUGCCCCAAAUAUUGCGCCCUCGACGGUGGUGUCUUCUUCGAGGACGGAACUCGUUUCACACUUUGGACUGCUAAAGUCAAAAAACUAUUUACUCCUGCAUUCGAAACAGGAGUUUAGUAGAAGUCUGAAGAGUUAUGCGAUCAAAUGACU